Messenger RNA from Ceratina calcarata, 6180 nucleotides. It is a transcript of the gene Dscam3, whose product is annotated as Down syndrome cell adhesion molecule 3. Lineage: Eukaryota; Metazoa; Arthropoda; Insecta; Hymenoptera; Apidae. The coding region runs from base 652 to 5907 and encodes 1751 amino acids. Gene Ontology annotation, molecular function: protein binding. The record is from RefSeq and is a predicted model, not a curated record. The transcript is spliced from 31 exons.
AUUUGGGAACUGGUGGUCAGUCAGCAAGGUCCGGUGUUCGUUCUCGAGCCACCAAGCACUCUGGUCUUUUCGAAUACCACAGGCUCCCAGCUAAGCUGUUCCGCUCAUGGGAGCCCAACGCCGCACGUCACCUGGAUAACCAGUCCGGAUCAGAGAUCCGUCACCGCAGUUCCUGGACUAAGGCAGCUUCUUGGGAACGGCACUCUCUACUUUCCGCCAUUUCUGGCGCAGGAUUUUCGUGCGGAGGUGCACAACGCGCGGUACAGGUGCCGUGCGACCAGCUCGGUCGGAACCGUGCUUUCCCGAGAGGUCACCCUUCGUGCAGUGUUGACGGUGCCUGGGUACGAGGUGAGGGUGAACAGAUCCUCAGUAGUGGAAGGAUGCAACGCCGUCUUGUCUUGCACAGCACGGGAGGACGUGAAAGAACACCUGACGGUCACCUCCUGGUUUCGCGACGAUGCUAUUCUUCUACCCGGUAGCACGGACACGGGGGGAAGAUUCGUGGUGACCUCUCAGGGAGACCUUCACAUCAGAGCGACCAGACCGGAAGACGGUAGAGCAACGUAUUCGUGUUUAACGUUUCACGCGUUGACCGGUGAAAGAAGAAGAAGCGAGUCUGCGACAUUAACAGUCACAGAACCAACGGGGAAUAUGCCACCAAGGUUGAUGCAGUGGUCUCAGAUCGCCAUCUCAGCGGAAAGCGGGACGGACGUUCAUCUAACUUGCUCAGCCCAGGGGAGUCCGCCCCCACAAUUUACUUGGUAUCGCGAUGUUAACGGUCAUUCGAUACCGGUUGAAUCACUCGGCCGGAUUCAGUUCUGGGGUGAUUUGAUGCAAAUUCGGCGCGUGGACGCUCAGGACGCAGGCAGAUACAUUUGUCGAGCUAGCAAUCGUCUAGGCGAGCAACGAGCGGAGACACAUCUGUCGGUCACAUCCAAACUUAACGCCAGGAUACAGCCUCGGGUUCAGACCAUCAAUUCCGGAGAGUCGGCCACUAUGAAUUGCACGGUGGAGGGUUAUCCGGUCGAGAGCGUCGAGUGGAUACACGACGGUGUGCCAGUAUUGACCGUCCAGGACCCUAGGAUCAGAUUAGUGGUACCUCUGGUGCUCGUGAUAGCCUCGGUCGGUCGGAAGGACAAGGGGAUGUACCAGUGCCUGGUUAGAAGCGACAAGGAGAACGCCCAGGCCACCGCGGAAUUGAAACUCGGAGACACGGUGCCGGAGCUGCAGUACACGUUCAUUGAACAAGCUCUGCGGCCGGGUCCUCCAGUAUCCUUGAGGUGCUCCGCGACAGGAUCACCGCCGCCGUCGUUCACUUGGCUGUUAGACGGAGAGCCUCUGAGCGAGAUCGCCUCCGGGCACAGGUACGCGAUAGGACAGUACGUCGAUCAGUCCGGGGACGUGAUCAGUCACUUGAACAUAUCAUCGGCCGGCACCGAGGACGGUGGCCUCUACGCCUGUGUCGCCGCUAACACCCUGGCCACGGUCGAGCACAAAGCUAGGUUGAACAUUUAUGGUCCACCGUACAUCCGAUCGAUAGGACCGGUUCGCGCGAUAGCCGGCAUCGAUACCACCAUCGCGUGUCCCUAUUCGGGCUAUCCUAUCACGUCCGUCGAAUGGUCUCGUGGAGUAGUCGCACUGCCUCUCGAUAUAAGGCAUCACGUUGAUAGCGAGGGCCAUCUUUCCAUAGCUAACGUGGAUCCGAACGAUGCUGGGACGUACACGUGCAUGGUCCGUGCGAGAUCCGGGGAAACGGCAAGCAGAGACAUUCUACUAACCGUCAGCAGUCCACCUGUCAUGGGCCCGUUCAGCUUUCCCCCGAAUCUUCAGGAAGGUAGUCGCGCCCAAGUGACGUGCACUGUCACUUCCGGUGAUCUUCCAAUUUAUUUCUCCUGGCUGAAAGACGGCGAACCGUUGCCUUCCUCUCUGCGCAUCGAGGAAAGGGUGGCCGAAUUCUUCAGUCUGCUCGUAUUCAAGGAGCUCUCCUCCCGGCACAGUGGUAACUAUACCUGCGUAGCGACCAACACCGCAGCCAAAGUGAACCACACGGCAGAACUAUUGGUGAAAGUGCCGCCGCAGUGGAUCUACGAGCCGCGAGACGUGGCCACCCUCUUGGGCAACCCUCUCAACGUUCACUGCGAGGCUAAGGGUUUUCCUCCGCCACGUGUCACGUGGCUACGUGCCAGAGGAAGAAGCUCGAACGAUUAUCAGCCCCUGGUGGACGGAUCUGAUGGCAGAUUAACUAUUCUACCCAAUGGAUCUCUGUGGACGGCCUCUGCUGGCCCUCAGGACGAGGGGCAUUAUCUGUGUCGGGCGAAUAAUGGCAUUGGAUCCGGUCUCAGCAAAGUGAUCUAUGUCUCCGUCCAUGAGCCGGCGCGAUUCGAGUUUCAAAGCAAAAACGUGACGAUCCGUCGCGGCGAAUCCGUGACGCUGGAUUGCACCGUCAUCGGGGACAACCCCAUAGAGGUGCAGUGGGUGCACAACAGCGACCGUUUGGACACGAACAGCCAUCGACUGAGCAUCAGUCAAAUAAAAACGGACAACGGACUGAAGUCGCAGUUGUCCAUUGGUAGCAGCGAUCGUCAAGAUUCCGGAGUUUACAGGUGCACUGCUGACAAUGCUUAUGGGAGAAGCGAGCACUUAAUCUAUCUCGCUGUUCAAGAGAGGCCGGAUCCGCCAGCCUCGUUGGAGGUAAUAGAAAUCGGCUCGCGAUCGAUACGAUUACUGUGGAAGAGGGCUUUCGACGGUAACAGCCCGAUACGGAAUUACGUUAUUCAGUAUCGGCCGCUGAAUCACGGUUUGGCCGACGAUUGGAACCCCGCGAAAACGCACAAUGUCAGUUACACCCCCGGAAGUUCGAACACCGGGAACGCCAUUCAUCCAACGAGAAACGGCUUGUCAGCUUUCGAAACUACGAGCGAUGAUCAAGAGGUUGCUUUGGUGGGCGGACUUCAUCCAGCAGUCACUUAUACGUUUCGUAUAUUUGCCAUAAAUUCGAUAGACGUGAGCGUGCCCACGGAGCCCGUAGUUGCCAAAACUCAGGAAGAAGCACCCACCGAACCACCCCAAAACAUCAAAGUGCAAUCAGCCGGACCUGGAGAGCUUAUAGUCAGCUGGCAGCCACCCCCGAAGGAAUCGUGUAACGGAGAUCUACUGGGCUACAUAGUGACAUGGUCUGAGUAUUCAUCAUCGACGUCAGGUGUGAACCAAAGCAAAAGUUUAACCGUGAACGGAUGGGCAACUACAAAGGUGCAACUUACCGGGCUGAGAAAGUUCACCAAGUACGAUAUAUCGAUCAGGGCUUUCAAUAGUAUAGCGAGUGGCCCGGCCAGCGUUCCCAUUGUUGGAACAACUCAGGAAGGAGUACCGGAAACUCCGCCGACGCAGGUGUCGUGCGUCCCUCUGUCUUCCCAAAGCGUGAGAGUUUCCUGGAGCGCGCCACCGCCACAUCAGCACGGUGGGAUUAUUCAAGGCUAUAAAAUUUACUACCGGCCUGUGCCCACUGACAACAUGGACAUAUCAACGGUUGGCGAGGUCAAGAAGAUCCCCAGCGUGGAGACUUAUCUACACACUCUGUACAAGUAUACGAAUUAUUCGAUCAGAGUUCUGGCCUACACUGGUGCCGGCGAUGGAGUCCUAAGUCCGCCGAUUUUUUGUACAACCGAAGAAGAUGUGCCAGGCCCGCCAGCUGGAAUCAAAGCUUUAGCAUUAACCGCGGAAAGCAUACUAGUUUCGUGGUUACCGCCCCUGCAACCGAAUGGGAACGUGUCCAAGUAUACAGUUUAUAGCAGAGAGGCUGGCUCUAAUAACCAUAACACGCGUACCUUGUACGAGCCCCCAGCGUCACCCACUGACACCCUGACCAUGGAGUUGCGAGGCUUGGUAGAAAGGCAAGAGUAUGAAUUUUGGGUGUCAGCAACAACAGGAGUAGGGGAGGGAGAGGCGACUCCUAAAGUAAAGCAAAUUACAGAUACUAGAGCUCCUGCUAGAGUGGCGUCGUUCUCACAAUUGUUAAGAAGGGCGAUUAAAUCCUCGAUCACAUUGUCCUGCCUAGUCGUGGGGAACCCUACGCCUCAUCCGAUAUGGACCUACCGAAACAAUCAAAUUUCUACUGGCAGGCAUUACGAAUUAACUACCGACGGUCAUCUCUAUAUUCGCAGUUUAGAUCAAUCAGUGGCGGGGAAUUACACAUGUUCAGCUCACAAUUUAUACGGUGACGACUCAAUCACGUACACGUUGGUUGUGGUGAUGCCUCCAAGGGCGCCAAUGUUGGAGCUUCAGUAUACGACAACGAAUAGCAUAAGAUUUAGAUGGAGUCAUCCAAGCAACGGCGGUGCCACCAUUCAAGGCUACGUGUUAAGUUACAAAAGGGACCAAGGUGGCUGGGAAGAAAUUACCUUGUCACCCGAGCACACUGAGUUCAUUUUAACCGGUUUGAAGUGCGGUUCCUCGUACUUGGCGCAUUUAACAGCGCACAAUCGCGUGGGCACAGGAGAUCCGAGUGCCCUUAUCAGCGCUACGACCAAAGGAACUGCUCCUUUAUUACCGAAAGAGCGAGACAUUAUAUCCGCGAACGGCACCUCCGUGACGCUGAAUCUUUUGUCCUGGCCUAACGGCGGUUGCCCGAUUCAGUACUACACCGUAGAGUACCGUAGACGCGUCAACACCGAACCAUGGAUUUUAGUGGCGAGCCGCGCUACCGAAAAUCUAGUCAUAAGAGAUUUGAAGACUGCUUCGUGGUACAGUUUACGUUUGACGGCGCACAACGACGCCGGUUCCACGCAAACGAUGAUGGAAUUCGCAACGACUACUUUAAGCGGCGUCAGCAUCGGACCUCCAAACGAUUUGAUCAUGGAGGACGACGUUAAGAAAGCUAUACCAAACCAAAAAGUGCUUUACGUGGUCGUGCCCCUCGUCUGCGCGAUCGUAUUGAUCAUUUCGGCCGCAAUUUUGGGAUACGUUAUGUUAAAACGUAGUGGAAGAGCUAACUACUUGGGAGAAAUACUGCCUGGGCAACAACAGAACCAGCAGUCAGGACUGGGCUUGGUUCAACAGCAACAGCAACAUCAGCAGCAUCAUCAUCUCUCUAGCUGUAUGUCUACCAUGCAACUGAAAUCGACAGCUGAACGUGAUAACAGAAGAAAUCAUCAGGUCUAUACUAGCUCGCCCGUAAAGCAGGAGAAUCACAAAUCGAACGAUCACGGAUCAGAAAUGUACGAGAUAAGUCCAUACGCUACGUUCAGUGUACCGGGAAGAGAAAAUCGUUCAGUGACCACGGCUACGCUUGAUUACACCAUGCAAUUUAAAACGUUCGGCCAUUUGGAAAACGAGGACAUAAAUACUAUCGACUACGAGAGGUCCAGCGUGGACUUCGAGAGGUCUAAAACACCAAGGUGGCACAAGCAACGGUACUUCCCGAGCAUCGCGGAAGCGGAGAGCAAGCUGCGCAGCAGUCGUCAAGGUUCCGGCAGCGACACUUCCGGCAGCCCUUGCGGCGAAUGCGCUGGGCCUAGUUACAGGGUGCCAGUGAAGCCUUGCAGAGAUGUGUUCUCACGGGGUGUGGAGUCGAGUACAGAGUCGAACAACGAAGGUUCACCCUCGCUUGCGAGACGACGGAGCCGACAACCGAGCCGGUCUACUCGCAGUUCGGUGGAAGACAUGACGUUGUUGCCGCCAAGCGGGUUUAGCGACAGCCGCGAAUUGAGCGACGUAGAGUGCGACCGUGAUCGUGAUCGUGGUGAACGUGAUCGUGAUCGUGAUCGUGAUCGCGACUGGCAGGGCCUCACGGCCGGGACCCGCCACGGCGGCAGCCUGGGUAGAUUGCCGAUCGAGGCCGUCGAAUCUAUGCUCGCUAGGUAUCAGCAAAGAAAGGAACAAGAAAGGCAAGAGUUCACUAUACAUGUAUGAUCGGGAUCUAGCAGUUCAAAUAGAAAAUGAGGAGCGAAGAGCGUUAAAUAAAUCGAAAGGUAAAGAGUCCUCUGGGGAAUCGUAGACUGCCUAAAUAUCCUGCACAGUUUGUUAAUAAGAAUAAUAUUUCCGGUCGAAACAGGUGUAACUAGGGAUCAGGGUUGCAAAUAAUCGACGAAAUCUUUAAUCUAAUUGAACACCAAUUAAUAAACAAUUAACGUUCAAUUCUUAAUUUAAAGAGUAAUCUAAAAAUUAAAAUUCAAUUCGGUUCAA